UUAAGUGUUUUGGUGUUUGUCUGCAGAGUCUGGAGGACUAUUAAGGAUGCAGUAAUGAUUUCCAUGCCAGACAACCCAGAGGAUGUAAAGGAUGUUAUCCAGAAGGUUAUCAGGUCGCUUCUGAAGAUGGACAAAGGCCCCGCCGACCAACCCUCUGAUGUGCCGGUCAUUAUCGGUUAUGGCAAGCUGGCUAGCCAAACUACCUCAGGCAUCGCUGCGCUCCACUUCAAGAACCUGAACAUGAUGAAGCUUCUCAAGGCAUUUUUGGCCGCCAGAGUCAUCUACGGGGUGCACCAAUUGGAUGUGGUGGCAUGCCAUCGCAUGGCCACAGAUAGCGGUGUAGGACUGGUUCUCGCCAUCUCUGCCCUGGCAGCCGUGCCGACAGCCCCCUUUAUCAUGACCAAAACCAGAGGCAUGGUACCAUCCGAAGUUGCCAAAGUCUCUGUACUUCUAGCAGGGACGGUAUGCCCCGGACUACUUACCCACGGUACAGUUAAAUUUGGCUUCUACUCCCUGCAUUUGAUCACUGAAUUUGUUGAUGUUUAACUUGGCUUCUAUUGCUUGCUCGCUGUUCAUGUGAU
Messenger RNA from Panicum hallii, 581 nucleotides. RefSeq lists its product as uncharacterized. The record is from RefSeq and is a predicted model, not a curated record. Lineage: Eukaryota; Viridiplantae; Streptophyta; Magnoliopsida; Poales; Poaceae. The transcript has 2 exons. The coding region runs from base 55 to 546 and encodes 163 amino acids.